GUAACGGUACAGCUGAACAAAUCAUAUUUGGAAAUAUGCAAAUCCGCUCAUGUCCCGGCCGUUGGAUCACUGGAAUUCACAGAUAUGUGUAGAGUGCUGGGUGAUCAGGGACUAAUCAAACUUGGUCAGUCAAAACAAGAUAGACUGAGGACAGUAACAUUACAAAUUGAAAUUUCAGACAUUUCUUUUGCUUUUAAGGAUAUUCGAUUUUUUAAAAAUUGCCUUGAAGAUUAGUGCCCUAGCUACAAGGUGAUUCACACGAGAGCAACAAAUAAGAAUAAUAAUUCUUCAUUUUUGUUUAAGGUUAGACUUCAUAAUUUGGUUCCUGCAUCACUGAGGCCUGCUUGAGUGAUGCAAUGAAAGUUAUAGCCUUUCCAUUAAUAAUUUCGUUAAGCCUAUAUUUAUGAUAGCAACAGAUUACUGGCCUGCCCCCAAUGUAGCCAUGUAGGAAACUUCUUCUUUGGAUAUUAUCGCCAGAGGUAAUUGGAGGAAUGUUGCUAAUGAGCAGUCAUAGUUUGAAA
Phalaenopsis equestris is the source of this 521-nucleotide messenger RNA. Its product is annotated as cell division control protein 6 homolog. The transcript is spliced from 3 exons. Gene Ontology annotation, molecular function: DNA replication origin binding. The record is from RefSeq and is a predicted model, not a curated record. Gene Ontology annotation, cellular component: nucleus. Gene Ontology annotation, biological process: mitotic DNA replication checkpoint signaling. Lineage: Eukaryota; Viridiplantae; Streptophyta; Magnoliopsida; Asparagales; Orchidaceae. The annotation marks the transcript as partial.